Dama dama (fallow deer) is the source of this 2822-nucleotide messenger RNA. It is a transcript of the gene DMC1, whose product is annotated as DNA meiotic recombinase 1. Gene Ontology annotation, biological process: chromosome organization involved in meiotic cell cycle; mitotic recombination; DNA recombinase assembly. The transcript has 13 exons. Gene Ontology annotation, cellular component: condensed nuclear chromosome; nucleus. Lineage: Eukaryota; Metazoa; Chordata; Mammalia; Artiodactyla; Cervidae. The record is from RefSeq and is a predicted model, not a curated record. The coding region runs from base 173 to 1036 and encodes 287 amino acids. Gene Ontology annotation, molecular function: single-stranded DNA binding; DNA strand exchange activity; ATP-dependent DNA damage sensor activity.
UUUGGCGCCAAACGUCUUGGUCUCCGACGCGUGAGACGCCUGUCUCAGCGUUCUGGUUCCGAAUCAGAAUCCCUGAGGACUAGAAAGCCCCGGCCGGGGGCGGGAUUCGAAUACCUUGAGAACCCGGGGGAGACUGUCGAAUUGAUUAUAUUUCUUCUGUUCACUGUUCAAUAUGAAGGAGGAUCAAGUUGUGCUGGAAGAACCGGGAUUCCAAGAUGAAGACGAAUCUUUGUUUCAAGACAUUGACCUGUUACAAAAACAUGGAAUUAAUGUGGCCGACAUUAAGAAACUGAAGUCAGUAGGCAUCUGUACCAUCAAAGGGAUACAGAUGACAACAAGAAGAGCCCUAUGCAAUGUCAAAGGACUCUCAGAAGCAAAAGUGGACAAGAUUAAAGAAGCAGCCAACAAGCUUAUUGAACCAGGAUUCUUGACUGCAUUUGAAUAUAGUGAGAAGAGGAAGAUGGUUUUCCAUAUCACCACUGGGAGCCAGGAAUUUGAUAAGUUGCUAGGAGGUGGAAUUGAAAGCAUGGCAAUCACAGAAGCUUUUGGAGAAUUUCGAACUGGAAAAACCCAACUCUCUCAUACCCUCUGUGUGACAGCUCAACUUCCAGGAGCAGGUGGCUACUCAGGAGGAAAGAUUAUCUUCAUUGAUACAGAAAAUACUUUCCGUCCAGAUCGCCUUCGGGACAUUGCUGAUCGCUUCAAUGUAGACCAUAAUGCAGUCCUGGACAAUGUACUUUAUGCACGUGCAUAUACUAGUGAACAUCAGAUGGAGCUACUUGAUUAUGUAGCAGCAAAGUUCCAUGAAGAAGCUGGCAUCUUUAAGCUACUGAUCAUUGAUUCAAUAAUGGCACUUUUCCGAGUGGAUUUCAGUGGUCGUGGGGAGUUGGCUGAACGGCAGCAAAAACUGGCCCAGAUGUUGUCACGACUCCAAAAAAUAUCAGAAGAAUAUAAUGUAGCUGUGUUUGUAACCAAUCAAAUGACUGCUGACCCAGGAGCAACUAUGACAUUUGAUCACUCUUUCGGUGAGGUGUAAAUCAAGAAAUUUUUCUGGGAUCCCACAUCACUGCGGAUGGUGAUUGCAGCCGAGAAAUUAAAAGAUGCUUGCUCCUUGGAAAGAAAGUUAUGACCAACCUAGACAGCAUAUUAAAAAGCAGAGACCUUUGCCAACAAACGUCCGUCUAGUCAAGGCUAUGGUUUUUCCAGUGGUCAUGUAUGGAUGUGAGAGUUGGACUAUAAAGAAAGCUGAGCGCCGAAGAAUUGAUGCUUUUGAACUGGGAUGUUGGGGAAGACUCUUGAGAGUCCCUUGGACUGUAAGGAGAUCCAACCAGUCCAUCCUAAAGGAGAUCAGUCCUGGGUGUUCCUUGGAGGGACUGAUGUUGAAGCUGAAACUCCAAUACUUUGGCCACCUGAUGCGAAGAGCUGACUCAUUUGAAAAGACCCUGAAGCUGAGAAAGAUUGAGUGCAGGAGAAGGGGACGAUGAAGGAUGAGAUGGCUGGAUGGCAUCACCGACACAAUGGACGUGGGUUUGGGUGGACUCCAGGAGUUGGUGAUGGACAGGGAGACCUGGCAUGCUGUGCUUCAUGGGGUCGCAAAGAGACAUUACUAAGUGACUGAACUGAACUGUUAACUGAAAGAGUGACUCUUAACGGAAUCAUUUAGUUAAAUAAUAAUAGUCUCCAUUUACUGAGUGUCUUUUGCGUGCCAAGAUCACUGGAAAUGUAAAAUUAAUGCUUUAUAAAUGAUCUGGCACUGUUCCUGGCAUGUAGUAGGCUCCUCAUGAGUUGUCUUGAGUCUUGAAUAUGUCUUGACUCUUCACAACCGCACUAAAAAGUAAGAGGCUUUUUUGGUUUCCAUUUUACAGUUGAAGAAACAGAUUCAUAAAGGUAAAUAAUUAGCCCAAGGUAACAUAGAUAGUGAGUCAGGAUUAGGAAAGCAGAUAAUAAUUUCAGUUACUGGGUUACUGCCUUAUCUAAAUUAUUUCAUUUUAUUCUUACAACUACUGUACCAGUUAUGUACAGUUAUUAUUCUCCAUUUAAAAUCAAGAAACAGACAUUGAGAAUGAAUAACAAGUUUCCUGAGGUCAUAUGGCUAUCUGGUAAGCCAAAAUUUGAACUAACUCUAAAUCUCUUAUGCCACAUAGAUUAUUAAAGCUGUAUAUGCCAGGGGAAAGGUUAGCAUGCUGUCAUUUGAUAAGCUUUGGAAGGAUGUGUCAAUCACCCUGUUGAAUUGACCAGAGUUCAGGGCCCUUACCCUUACAGAGUAUUGAUUUGGUCAUCCACUGAGAACAAAUCCAUUUCUUAGGGGCAGAUUCACAUUAAUCAAACUUAUGAGACUCAGUGAAAGAUCAGAGGGCCAGUUUACUGAUAAAGAAAUAUGUAACUUCAUUUGAGGUUCUUAUGACCAGGGUAUUUAUUCUCUCUUUGUGGGCAGACCUACAGACCUUGGACUCUGUAGGCAGAAUCCAAAUUUUAAUCCAAAAUUAUUUACUAAAUAUGGAAUCCCAGCAAAGGGAAAUAAUUAGAUGAGCUAGAAGAGUGUCUGCCACAUAGUAAGGACUCAAUAAAUCUUGGUUGUUACUGUUAUUGUUAAUACCUGUCCACACCAGAGCAGGAAGGAACUAUGAAUCACCUAAACUUACAUGAAAAUUUUUGUAUGUUGUACAUUUGUGCAUUUUUCUGGGGAAGAGUUUAUAUCUUUUAUUAAAUUAUUAAAGUGUUGGUAACUUACAAGAAAAGUCAAGAGCCAUAAAUUCCCCAUGAAAUUCUACACAGAAACCUGAACACUUUGAUGGAACAAAUAAAAUUUGAAUUGGUUUGAU